Arachis duranensis is the source of this 1995-nucleotide messenger RNA. Its product is annotated as RNA polymerase sigma factor sigE, chloroplastic/mitochondrial. Bases 222 to 1751 code for a protein of 509 amino acids. Gene Ontology annotation, molecular function: DNA-binding transcription factor activity. Gene Ontology annotation, biological process: regulation of DNA-templated transcription; DNA-templated transcription initiation. The record is from RefSeq and is a predicted model, not a curated record. The transcript has 6 exons. NCBI's taxonomy places the organism in Eukaryota, Viridiplantae, Streptophyta, Magnoliopsida, Fabales, Fabaceae.
UAAUUCUCGUAUUUUGCAUUUUCUUUUAUAAUACAGAGUCAUCAACAACCAUAGGUUCUUCUCUCUCACAUUCUUAGGUUCUCAAAGUUCUGAGUGAUCUUCUCUGGUUUAGAAAAUCUACUUUGGAUUUGAUUCUGCUACUUCCUGCACAUCAAAGAAUCUGGGCGUUGAAAAAUUGUCAUUUUCUCUCACAAAGCUUUUGUAACACGGUGGUGGUAUAUAUGGGAGUUGUGACUGUUUCUAGCUCAGCUGCCAGGACACCACUAGGAUUAAAUACAAAGUUUAGCACUCAUGGAUCUACCCUGAAGAGGCCUUUAAUCGUAGCAUUUAAAGGAGAUAAGCACAAUGAUUCGGCACUGAUUGCGACGAAAGAGAAAGUUCCUAUCCACAUUGAAAUGGAGAAAAGUAAUAAUAAGAAACGGAUGGGAAAGACUAACAAAUCACCCAAGCGAGGGAGAACUAUCUCUACAGAGGAAUCUGCGCUGUUGGAUGUCGACUACAACGAGGCUGCUGCCAUACUUGAAAACAUAUACAAACUUAGCUCUGCAUCCGAAACUCACAAUGCAGAAUAUAUAGAUACUAAGACCAAGAGAGUGUUGCGUCGGGGGAAGAAGAUUGCUGAUAAAGAAGGGGAGUUAAACAAUAAUGAUAGGACCAGGGUGAUUAGAAAUAGAAAUUCCAAGGCAAAACGACUAAGUCUUGAUAAGAGGAUUGCUUUGAAAAACAACAUUCCCACUCUAAAGAAAAGAAAUGUUAAGGAUAACAGUGAGAAGAUUGAGGAACUUGUUAGGGAAUAUUCAGCAUCUACAGAUCUUGUUAGUUUGGACUGGAAGAAAAUGAAAAUACCUCCGGUUCUUCCUUCUUCAGAGCAUACUUGGUUGUUCAAGUUGAUGCAACCUAUGAAGGCACUUCUUCAAGUGAAAGAGGAUUUGCAGAAGGAGCUAGGUAGAGAACCUACAGAGGCUGAAUUAGCUGACGCAACAAAUAUGAACGUUUCUCAAGUGAAGAAAACUAUAGAGGUCGGCCGAGCUGCAAGAAACAAGCUCAUCAAGCACAACCUCCGGCUUGUGUUAUUUGUGAUCAACAAAUAUUUUUCGGAUUUUGGCAAUAGCCCACGGUUUCAAGAUCUGUGUCAGGCAGGAGUUAAAGGUCUCAUUACAUCAAUUGAUCGUUUCGAGCCGAACAGAAGAUUCCGGCUAUCCACCUAUGGAUUGUUUUGGAUAAGACAUUCCAUCAUUCGUUCAAUGACCCUCUCAAGCUUCACACGUGUUCCCUUUGGACUUGAAUCAGUUAGGGCAGAUAUCCAAAGAGCUAAACUGGAGUUGAAGUUUGAGCUUCAGAAGCAGCCAACAGAUGAAGAAAUAAUGGAGAGAGCUCAAAUCUCCCCAGAACGAUACUAUGAUGUAAUGAAGGCAUCAAAAUCCAUUCUUUCCUUGAAUGCGCGGCAUUCAACCACACAAGAGGAGUUUAUAAAUGGGAUUACUGACGAUGAUGGUGUCAACGGUGAUAAUAGAAGGCAACAUGCUCUACUAAGGCUUGCUCUUGACGAUGUGCUUGAUUCCCUGAAGCCAAAGGAGAGCUUGGUGAUAAGACAAAGAUUUGGACUGGAUGGUAAGGGAGAUAGAACAUUGGGGGAAAUAGCUGGGAACUUGAACAUUUCUAGGGAAAUGGUAAGAAAGCAUGAAGUCAAGGCUCUCAUGAAGCUCAAGCACCCAGCUCGAUUGGAUUAUCUUCGUCGUUAUGUUGUAUAAAAUCCAUUAAUAAUGUAUUAUUAUUAUUAUUAUUACUAUUAUUACUAUGUAUAUGCCUCUCGCUUCCCUUACACAAAUUAAAUAUUUGUCAUGUCUCAUUAGCCAUACAGUAGUUUGAUGUGUUAAUCAAUUUGUGUCACUGGUCCACACAAAAUCAUAAUUAAUCGUAUAUUCGUCAUGUAAUUUGUAUACCAUAGACUUUGAAAUUGCAUAUAAGGUACAUAAUAAUGACAGAUACAUGUUA